AUGACGGCAUCACUCCCCUUCACAAACAAAAUCAUCAUCAUCACAGGAGCAGGAUCCGGAAUCGGGAAAGCGACUGCUAUAAAACUCUCAACCCUAGGAGCAACCCUAGCCAUAACCGACAUAACCAGCUCCUCUCUCGAGAAAACCCUCUCUCUUUGCACACCCCCCGCCUUCGAGAAACAUGAGAAACAUUUCACAUCCGUGUUUGAUGUCGGAAAGACGGAGCCCUGUAAUGAAUUUAUUUUGAAUGUGGUUGAGAAGCUUGGGAGGGUGGAUCAUGUAUUCAACUGCGCAGGUGUAAACCCAACAGACCUCGCCACCGCCGAAAUAACAGAUGAAUACUGGGAUAAAUUAAUCAACACGAACCUCAAAGGUUUAUUCAACAUAACUCGAGCCGCAAUCCCCCACAUGCCAUCCGGCUCCACAUUCGUAAACACAUCCAGCAUAAAAGGUCUCGGUCCCGGCUCAGGCUUUGCUGUCUAUUGUGCGAGUAAAUACGGGAUCAUCGGAUUUUCCAAAUCUGUUGCGUUGGAACUUGGUAGUAAAGGGAUCCGAACCAACAUCAUAGCCCCCGGCUACAUCGACACACCCACCAACGCAUCCGUGGUCGCCGGUCCCGAAUCCGUCGCCAGGGCGGCGGCGAUGGUAAGUUCAGGGCGAUUGGGUACGCCGGAGGAGGUAGCGGAUGUGGUGGUGUUUUUGAUGAGUGAGGAGAGUCGGUAUAUGAAUGGGAGUGUGGUGGAGAUUCAUGGGGGGAUGAAGUUGUGA
This is a messenger RNA of Glarea lozoyensis ATCC 20868, 768 nucleotides long. RefSeq names its product NAD(P)-binding Rossmann-fold containing protein. Gene Ontology annotation, molecular function: oxidoreductase activity, acting on the CH-OH group of donors, NAD or NADP as acceptor. The record is from RefSeq and is a predicted model, not a curated record. Bases 1 to 768 code for a protein of 255 amino acids. NCBI's taxonomy places the organism in Eukaryota, Fungi, Ascomycota, Leotiomycetes, Helotiales, Helotiaceae. The transcript is spliced from 5 exons.